Molecule: messenger RNA, 375 nt
Organism: Rangifer tarandus platyrhynchus (Svalbard reindeer)
Lineage: Eukaryota; Metazoa; Chordata; Mammalia; Artiodactyla; Cervidae
Source: the annotation of a GenBank genome assembly
AUGUGCCGUGUCGAGCCAGCCGGCCGCACCUUUCCACGGGGCGCGCCGGCCAGGGCCGGCAGCCCGGCCGAAGCCUCCCAGUCCCCACACACCGGCAACCCUGGCCAGCAAACCUGGCCCGGCCCGGGGGCCCGGAGUGUUUCCGGGACCCCGAGCGGCCGGUCGGGCGUGCAUGCCUGGGCUUGGGGUUGGGGUGAGGGGUGCGGAGGUCUCGGCGCCCUCCCGCCCUGGGCCUCUCCAGGCCCGCCCACUGUCAGCGCCCCCCCCCGCCACCCACUCCCGUUCGUGGCUCAGGGCCACGUGGCCCCGGAGGUGUCUGAUUCGGGCCCGCCGCGGACCGCGGCCCUCGGUCCUCUGAGCCUCCCUCGGGCAUAG